GUUCUAUCUUUGUCUGUCUACCCUAACGUUCUUCCUCAUUCUCAUUGCCGUUCAGUUUUCCUGUACAUUGAAUCCCAACCCCUUUCAACGGCCACUUUAAUUGAUCUUAAAUGAAACUUAUCUACGGCUAGUUUUCAUGGUUUAGAAGAAGUAGGAUUUUAUCUAUAGCAUUUAUCAGAAGAAGAGUGGAGAUUUAGAAAAGAAGAAGAUGGAUUUCAAUUCAUUUUUAACAUCACUAGGAACAUCAUGUAUAAUAUUUGUGAUUCUGAUGUUAAUAUUUGCUUGGCUUUCAAAAAACCCAUCAAAUCAUGUGAUUUAUUAUCCAAGUAGGAUUCUUAGAGGGUUAGAACCAACAGAAAGUGCAAAAACUAGAAACCCUUUUACAUGGAUAGUAGAAUGUUUGAAAUCAACAGAAGAAGAUAUUGUUGCUACCUCUGGUGUUGAUACUGCUGUUUACUUUGUCUUCUUAAGCACUGUGUUGGGGAUACUGGUGAUUUCUGGCGUGGUGUUGCUGCCUGUGCUUUUACCGCUUGCUGCUACGGAGCGUAUUGCUAAACCAUCUGAGACUACUAGCAAUGGGACAUUCAACAACCUUGACAAGCUUGCAAUGGGAAACAUCAGAAAUAAAAGUCCUAGGUUGUGGGCGUUCUUGGCGGGCACCUACUGGGUUUCCAUCGUUACACUUUUCAUGCUGUUUAAAGCAUACAGACAUGUUUCCAACCUGAGAGCUAAAGCUUUAAGUUCCCCUGAAGGGAAACCUGAACAAUAUGCCAUUCUUGUUAGAGACCUUCCCCCGCUUGCGCCAGGUCAAAAUCGAAAAGAACAAGUUGAUUCGUACUUCCGGAAACUACAUCCAGAAGCGUUUUAUAAAUCAAUGGUUGUCACCAACAACAAAGAGCUCGAUAAAAUUUGGGUAGAGUUGGAUGGUUACAGGCAGAAGCUUGUCCGCGCUGAAGCUAUUUUUGCUGCCUCGAAAGAAAAGAAUCCGGAGGGAACAAGACCCAUGCACAAAAUUGGCUUCCUUGGUCUGUUGGGAGAAAAAGUACACACAAUAGAGUACUGCAAUAAGAAGAUUGCUGAAUUGGGCCCCAAAUGGGUAUCUGAACAGAAGACCACCAUGACUGAUAAGCAAGAAGAUGCAUCUCUAGUCUUCUUUACCAGCAGGUCUGCAGCUGUCUCUGCAGGUCAGACUAUUCAUGCUGUAAAGCCCGACACAUGGACUGUGAUGGAAGCUCCCGAACCCCGACAACUUGUAUGGGGCAAUCUUCCAAUAAACUUUUUUCACAGAGAAAUACGGCAAUACAUAGUUUACGCAAUUGUGGCUGUGACUAUAUUCUUCUACAUGAUCCCUAUUACUUUUAUAUCUGCAUUCACGACACUAGACAAUUUGAAGAAGCUUCUCCCAUUCAUGAAGGUAAUCGUCGAUAUUCCAGCACUUAAAACAGUGCUAGAAGCUUUUCUGCCUCAGCUUGCACUCCUUCUAUUCUUGAUGCUACUUCCGAGGUUCCUUAUGUUUCUCUCGAAGACCGAGGGGAUCCCUGAAGAAAGCCACAUCAUUAGAGCGAGCGCUGGAAAAUAUUUCUAUUUCUCGGUGUUAAAUGUUUUUCUCGGUGUUACAUUAGGUGGAACCUUGUUCCGUACGUUUAAGACUAUUCAGCAUCAGCCCGACAUGAUCAUAGAACUGUUAGGAGAUGGCCUUCCAGACAAUGCAACCUUCUUCCUCACUUUUGUGGCUUUGAGGUUUUUUGUCGGCUAUGGCCUUGAGAUUUCAAGGUUGUUUCCUUUGAUUGUUUUCCACAUUAAGAAGAAGUUUCUGUGCAAGACUGAGGCAGAUGUGAAAGCAGCUUGGGCUCCUGGAGAUUUCAGCUAUGCGACUAGGGUUCCUAAUGACAUGCUGAUCAUCACAAUUACCCUCUGCUACUCUGUAAUUGCGCCACUAAUCAUUCCCUUCAGUGCUGUAUACUUUGGCCUUGGAUGGCUUAUUCAACGGAAUCAGGCACUAAAAGUUUACAUGCCGAGAUAUGAGAGCUACGGACGAAUGUGGCCUCACAUACACACACGCAUUCUCGCUGCACUAAUUAUCUAUCAAAUUGCCAUGAUUGGUUAUUUUGGAAUCAAGAAAUUUCCAUACAGUAUCUUACUCAUCCCCCUUCCCAUAUCAUCCUUGGUGUUUUCUUUCGUUUGUUCGAAGAAAUUCUACGCUUCAUUUGCCUCCACUCCUCUUGAAGUCGUCUGUAACGAUAAAAAGUCGGAUACUAAUAUGGAUGCCAUCUUCAAGUCUUACGUUCCAUCAUGUCUGGGUUCGGAGAAGUUUGAAAAUGUGGGUCAUGUUUCCCAUUAUGCAGACGUUCUAUCUGAACAAAUCUAAGAGGAUGGUUUCAUUUGCAUGAUUGAUGUAGUAUAUAUACGGUAAGUGUGUAUGUGUGGUGUGUUUAGUUGCCGUUUUGUGUUCUUUUUUAGUGAUUAGUGAAAUAGAAAAACCCAAUGCAACACUUGGGUUUGUUUAUAUUCUUUGUGCAACUAGGAAUUUAUGUUUUUCUUGAACUUUGUAUUUUCUUAUGAUUUGUUUGUAACAUGGAAAUAUUGUGGUGUUCAUAAUUCAGAUCCUUUUUUAUUUUUCCUUCU
This is a messenger RNA of Papaver somniferum (opium poppy), 2625 nucleotides long. RefSeq names its product CSC1-like protein ERD4. Gene Ontology annotation, molecular function: calcium-activated cation channel activity. The record is from RefSeq and is a predicted model, not a curated record. The coding region runs from base 209 to 2368 and encodes 719 amino acids. The transcript is spliced from 6 exons. Lineage: Eukaryota; Viridiplantae; Streptophyta; Magnoliopsida; Ranunculales; Papaveraceae. Gene Ontology annotation, cellular component: plasma membrane.